GAGGAGGAGAAGAAGAAGAGGCGGAAGUAGCCGGUCGGAGGCGCGUGCAGCAGCAUCAGUACUUGUCAGUAUCCAGAGCUGUGUGUGUUGUCUCUGAAGGUUUGAACACUUCUGCUCCGUCGACCCUGCUGGUGUUUGGGAAUCACGUUGUGUAGUCCAUCUGGCUGCUGUGUGUCUUCCUGUGUAGAAGUAUGGCCAGUGAGGAGAAAGUUGAAGCAGUGGGACAGGUUCUGGUGAACCCAAAACAGGACCUUACCCGGCGAUUCAGAGCCUUAUUCACCCUGAGGAACCUGGGAGGUACUGAAGCUAUAAACUGGAUCAGUAAGGCCUUCUCUGAUGAGUCUGCCCUGCUGAAGCAUGAGUUGGCCUACUGCCUGGGUCAAAUGCAGGACAGACAGGCCAUACCUGCUUUGACGGCUGUUCUCAAAGAUACACAGCAGGAGCCGAUGGUUCGACAUGAAGCAGGAGAGGCUCUGGGAGCAAUUGGUGAUCCAGUGGUUCUGGACCUACUAAAAGAGUACAGUCAAGACCCUGUCAUUGAGGUUGCAGAGACGUGUCAGUUGGCUGUUCGUCGCCUGGAGUGGCUGCAAAGUAGAGGAGAGAAACAGUUGGAGGAUGGAAGUACCGAUAAGAACCCCUACUGCUCUGUUGACCCGGCACCCCCAUCAGUGAUCAAAAGUGUGUCAGAGCUGCGCUCCGCCCUGCUGAACGAGAGUCUGCCACUCUUUGAACGCUACCGCGCUAUGUUUGCCUUGCGUAACCUGGGCGAUGAGGAGGCUGUCCUGGCACUGGGAGACGGCCUGCAGUGCUCAAGUGCUCUGUUCCGUCAUGAGAUUGGUUACGUCCUGGGUCAGAUGCAGCACCCGGCAUCGGUUCCGGCGCUGAGUGCAGCCCUGGAGUCUGCCGGUGAGAACCCCAUGGUCCGGCACGAGGCGGCAGAGGCCCUUGGCUCCAUCGGCAAAGAGGACUGUCUGGCUGUGCUGCAGCGCUAUCGCAGAGACAGUGAGCGUGUUGUCAAGGAGAGUUGUGAGGUUGCACUUGAUAUGCUGGAGUACGAAAACAGUGACCAGUUCCAGUAUGCAGAUGAACUGGUGAGGUUACAGGGAUAAAUGGUUAAAGGUCAGUGUCUGAAGGGGCUUUCACCCUAAUCCAUUCUGUAUAUUUAACAGAGAGACCUGGAUUAAGGGCUGCAUCUGUAAAACUCUUGGAUUCUGUGAGAUGAGACUUUACAGCGUGAAAUAUACACGUAAAAUCAAAAAAUGAAAGUUCAAGAGAUUAAUCAAAUACGAUUAGUGAGCUCUUGUAUGUGGUGAUUGUGUUACUAAAGACACAGACGAGUUGGAGCUGAGUCAUUACACAGAUAAUGGCCAACAGUAAAGCACAUCAUCUAUGGACUGUUGGUGUGUAACAAUUUUUCAAGUUUAUUUCGCAACAUCAAGAAGUUUUUUGUACUGUUUGCCUCCACACAAUAUGCUUCUUUUCGACUAUCAUUUACAGUUUUGUGGAAGCUACAUAACCCCAGAAGUUUGAAGGCUUAAAAGACUGAUGUGACAACUUCAACUGAUGUGCUUUUCUUAUCUAUCUGGGAGUUGUAUGUUUGUAUGGUUCUAGGUUGCACCAUUGUAUGGUCAGCCCCGAUGUCAGUUCAUUCUGCUGUAACUAACGAAGACAAGCCAAAGACUAAUCUGCUUCUCUGGAUGUAGGAAAGUACACAGCCACCAUCGUAGGAAGAGUCCAUUCUCAACUGUAUUCUUCUGCAGAGGUUGUCAUCUCUUAUGCUCCUCUGGCUGCAUUGUUACCAGAUUACUGUGGAACAAAGUUUGUCAAUUUUAUUUGUAUUUCUCAUUAUUUACAGUCAGGUGUGAAUUGUAUGCAAAUUCAAAUUAUUCUGUGACCUAUUUUUUAACCUGAAGAUAAACAUUCAUUCAUGUCCCAGUUGAUAUUUAUGUACAUAUACUUUGAGAGUGACCUAAACAGGGGCAUAUAUAAUCGGGCAGACAGAGGGUCCCGCCCCCACCCCCAUCAGCCCAUCCUGGGAAUAAAUUAGUGUUGACAAAGAUAAUGUUAUUUGACAUAGUGUAAUAAUAUGCCAUGAAAUCAUUAUACCAAUUAAAGAUGCAACAUAAAGCUUUUUUUUUUUUUUGAAA
Messenger RNA from Platichthys flesus (European flounder), 2147 nucleotides. It is a transcript of the gene dohh, whose product is annotated as deoxyhypusine hydroxylase/monooxygenase. The transcript is spliced from 6 exons. Gene Ontology annotation, biological process: peptidyl-hypusine biosynthetic process. Gene Ontology annotation, molecular function: deoxyhypusine monooxygenase activity. Bases 192 to 1109 code for a protein of 305 amino acids. NCBI's taxonomy places the organism in Eukaryota, Metazoa, Chordata, Actinopteri, Pleuronectiformes, Pleuronectidae. The record is from RefSeq and is a predicted model, not a curated record.